AUGAGUGACCUACUAAAACGCAAUCUAAGCCCGAUAAAACCCAAACCCAAACCAGGUUUAUCAGCUGCAGUAGACUGUCCAUCGGGAUGGUCGGAAUACAACGAUCAGUGUUAUAAAUAUUAUUCGACCCUCAAAAGCGCAACCGCAGCUGAGGACUACUGUCAAUCAGUAGGUGGGCAUCUAGUGACUGUGAGAAACGAAAAUGAACAAACUUUCGUUUCAAGCCUCGUACAAGAUUCAAGUUCAUCAAUUUGGAUAGGUUUUUGGCAGAUUGAUGAUGGAUGUUGGCGAUGGAUAGAAGACCCUUUAGAUGACGAUAGUUAUUGCCAAUACGGAAAUACAUAUAGCAAUGGGCCGAUAAACGAUGCCUGGACAUACUGGAAUACGAAUGAACCGAAUGACUCUGGUGGCGAGGACUGUGCGCAUCUGUGGCCAGCGACAACGGUUGGACAUAGAUGGAAUGACCUUGACUGCAGCAAUGCCUUCCCCUUCUUAUGUAAAACAGGUAUUCUUCGUAGUGGCUCACCCAGUCUUAUGCGACAAAAAAAAGGUCAGUUUCAACCACUGGUUAGCACAAGCAGUGAACUUGAUUCCAGCGAUAAUGAAGAGAUUGUUGUGGAUGAUGACAGGCCAACAUCAAGACCAGGAUCACUUAAGUUAAAAUUAUCAUUUAAUGGAAAAGACACUACCACUACUCAGGAGAGUUCUCAAGAGAAUUAUACAACAACACAGAGUGAACCCUCUGACUCUGGAGAUGAUUUGAUGCCUUCAGAUAGAGGACCACCACCUCCUUAUCCAGGUGUUAUUGUUGUGCCUAAUAAAGUUGGUAGUAUAGAUGACCUGUUACAAGCAAGUCAAUACGAGUUGCCUUCUGCUCCGCCAGCCAAUUUCACUAUAGCCGAAAUUGAGGAAGAACUCAAGAAUCAACCAGCAUCGCCCAGUACUCAUGAUGCUAUACAGGGUAUGUUAUCUAUGAGUUUACCGAAAACAGUGCCUGAUUCUAGCAGCCCAGUGCCACAUUCCACAGCAUUAUCUUCAUUUAUGAAUAUCCCACCAUCCAAACCAAAGAGAAUAUAUGCAGAUUUAGAGGAUAGUCCAGAUAGUCUUCCAACUUGUUUUCAAGAUUCUAAAUAUGUGCCUGGAUGUGCAUGUCCAACAACGGCAUGGACGGAAUACGACGGUUCAUGUUAUCGUUAUUUUGGUCAAGAAAUGUCUCACACAGCUGCCGAAACAACGUGCCAGAAUAAUUACAAUAGUCACUUAGUAUCGAUUACUAGCUUAAAUGAACAGAGGUUCGUGUCCAGCCUAAUUACCAGUGACGAUGUCAGAGUAUGGAUUGGUUUAUGGCAAUCCACUAACAGUGACUGUUAUAGAUGGCGAGACAAUCCUUCGUAUUGUGUUUAUCCUAAUGUGUACUCGUCGUCUACGUCGUAUUCUCAAUAUACAUAUUGGGCUCAUAAUCAACCUGAUGAUUCUGGUAGUGCGGAGCAUUGUGUUCAUUUCUUCGAUAGAACUGACUACUCCCACCUCUGGAACGACAAUGUGUGCAGCACUGACUAUGGAUUUGUCUGUGAAACAGGUUUCCUUGGAGCAUGUCCCACUGUAGACCAAUCCUGGCAUGAACACGAUGGAAGAUUAUACCGGUAUUUCACUAGCAUUGCAAGUGCAUCAAGUGCCGAGACAUCCUGUAACGAUGUGAUAAACUAUAAUGGUCAUUUAGUGUCAAUAACCAGUGACAGUGAACAAAGUUUUGUAACUGGUUUAAUUACAGAUGACUCGGCUCAUGUUUGGAUGGGCUUAUGGCAAACGUCUAACAGUGAUUGCUACAGAUGGAGAGACGACCCCACCUACUGUGUCUCUGACAAUGUAGACACUGGUACAUCAUAUGGCCAGUAUACUAGAUGGUUGUCAUACCAACCGGAUGAUGCUUCGAGUAAGGAACACUGUGUUCAUUUAUAUGACAAAGAGUCAGGUGGUCAUUACUGGAAUGAUGCGCCUCGCAGUAUAUCGUAUGCAUAUGUAUGUGAAACAGGUCAAUUUCCCUCGGUUGCAAGUAGUUCAUCUCCCAGUAUUGGCGAGAAUUCAGCUGUUGGUAGUGUGGUAUACACACUCACUGCCAGUGACGACACAGGAGUGUCUACUUUUGAACUGCUUUCAGUAUCUGAAGAUAUUUUCAUUCUUGAAAAAACUGGCAGUUUAACGGCAACUAUUAAAACAACACGCGCUCUCGAUUACGAAGCUGGCGAUAGGACCUUUACGUUGCACUUUCAACUCACGGACACAAUGGGAAUGUGUAGCACAAACUGGGUCACAUUCAAUGUCGCCAACGAGAACGACCCGGUGAAUGUAUUAAGCAGUGAUGGCGAUGCUUAUAUCGAUGAGAAUACUGGCGCCAAUUACUACGUCUAUACACUGUGUAUGUACGACCAAGACGGGACUACAGGUGACACAAUGUCGUAUUCAUUCACCAGCGUUCCAUCCGGUGGAACUGCUCUCUUUGACGUUGCAUCAGCUAGUCUUAGUAAUGUUGACUGCAGUGCCUAUCCGACGACUACACAUGCAGCUAAGGUAACUACCGCUGCUAACGUGAACCAUGAAGUGAGUAGUCAGUAUGGACUCACCAUCACAGUGACGGAUUCUGGCGGUGCUACUGAUACGCAUGCAGUUACUGUGCAUGUUGGAGAUGUCAAUGAUGCAAUACUAAUUACAGAUGCAACAACAUCCACGCUGCGCUACUCAAUUCCCGAGGACACGGCUGGUUUGACUGAACUAUUCACCGUGCAGUAUUUUGAUGAAGAUGGUGACGUUCCCACGUUUUCGUUGGUGACGGUCAAUGGAGCUUCAUCGUACAAUUUCGAGAUAAUUGAUGAAGAUGUUGGCACAGUGAGAGUCACCGAUCCGGCAAAUUUUGAUUGGGAUAGAGGCGAAAGACAGUACCUCCUGAAAAUCACUUGCACGUAA
Saccoglossus kowalevskii is the source of this 2961-nucleotide messenger RNA. RefSeq lists its product as uncharacterized. Lineage: Eukaryota; Metazoa; Hemichordata; Enteropneusta; Harrimaniidae. The record is from RefSeq and is a predicted model, not a curated record.